GUGAUCGCGCGCGGCGCCCCUCUGUGCGCGCAGCCCGAGCCGCCGCAGCGAUGAAUUCUGCCGAGCAGACCGUUACGUGGCUCAUCACCCUGGGCGUGCUGGAGUCGCCCAAGAAAACCAUUUCGGACCCGGAGGUCUUCUUGCAGGCGUCGCUCAAGGACGGGGUGGUCCUAUGCCGGCUGCUGGAGCGCCUGCUGCCCGGGACCAUCGAGAAAGUCUACCCGGAGCCGCGGAACGAGAGCGAGUGCCUGAGCAACAUCCGCGAGUUCCUGCGCGCCUGCGGGGCGUCCCUGCGCCUGGAGACUUUUGAUGCAAAUGAUUUGUAUCAGGGGCAGAACUUUAACAAGGUCCUCAGCUCCUUGGUGACACUAAAUAAAGUGACAGCAGACAUUGGACUAGGAAGUGAUUCUGUGUGUGCCCGGCCCUCGUCACAUCGGAUAAAGUCUUUUGAUUCCCUGGGAUCCCAAUCUUCACACAGUAGGACUUCAAAAUUGCUGCAGAGCCAGUACCGAAGCUUGGACAUGACUGAUAACGCCAACAGCCAGCUGGUAGUACGAGCAAAGUUUAACUUCCAGCAGACCAAUGAAGAUGAGCUCUCCUUCUCGAAGGGCGAUGUCAUCCAUGUCACACGAGUGGAGGAAGGAGGCUGGUGGGAGGGCACACACAAUGGCAGGACCGGCUGGUUCCCCAGCAACUACGUACGAGAGAUCAAGCCAAGUGAGAAGCCUGUGUCACCCAAAUCAGGGACCUUGAAGAGCCCUCCCAAAGGGUUCGAUACGACUGCCAUCAACAAGAGCUAUUACAAUGUGGUGCUACAGAACAUCCUGGAAACAGAGCAUGAGUAUUCCAAGGAGCUGCAGUCUGUGCUGUCAACCUACCUGCGGCCGCUGCAGACCAGCGAGAAGUUGAGUUCAGCAAACACUUCAUAUUUAAUGGGAAAUCUAGAGGAAAUAUCUUCCUUCCAGCAAGUGCUUGUACAGUCCCUAGAAGAAUGCACAAAGUCUCCUGAAGCCCAGCAGAGAGUCGGUGGCUGCUUCCUGAGCCUGAUGCCGCAGAUGAGGACCCUGUACCUCGCCUACUGUGCCAACCACCCAUCCGCCGUGAGCGUCCUCACAGAGCACAGUGAGGACCUGGGAGAGUUCAUGGAGACAAAAGGUGCCAGCAGCCCUGGGAUCCUGGUGCUGACUACCGGCCUGAGCAAGCCCUUCAUGCGCCUGGACAAGUACCCCACACUGCUGAAGGAGCUGGAGAGACACAUGGAGGAUUAUCAUCCUGAUAGACAAGAUAUUCAGAAAUCUAUGACUGCCUUCAAAAACCUUUCAGCCCAGUGUCAAGAAGUACGAAAAAGGAAAGAGCUGGAGCUGCAGAUCCUGACAGAGCCCAUCAGGAGCUGGGAGGGGGAUGACAUAAAGACGUUGGGCAGUGUUACAUACAUGUCCCAAGUCACAAUUCAGUGUGCAGGAAGCGAGGAGAAGAAUGAGAGGUACCUCCUGCUCUUCCCAAACCUUCUGCUCAUGUUGUCUGCCAGUCCCAGGAUGAGCGGUUUCAUCUAUCAGGGAAAGCUGCCAACAACAGGAAUGACAAUCACAAAACUCGAGGACAGUGAGAACCAUAGGAAUGCCUUUGAGAUAUCAGGGAGCAUGAUCGAGCGCAUUCUGGUGUCCUGCAACAACCAACAGGACUUGCACGAAUGGGUGGAGCAUCUGCAGAGGCAGACGAAGGUCACGUCUGUGAGCAACCCCACCAUCAAGCCCCACUCGGUGCCAUCGCACACACUUCCUUCCCAUCCUCUCACUCCAUCCAGCAAACACGCGGACAGCAAGCCUGUGGCACUGACGCCUGCGUACCACACACUCCCCCACCCCUCUCACCAUGGCACCCCACAUACCACCAUCAGCUGGGGACCCCUGGAGCCUCCGAAGACCCCCAAGCCUUGGAGCCUGAGUUGCCUGCGGCCUGCCCCUCCCCUCCGGCCCUCAGCUGCUCUCUGCUACAAGGAGGAUCUCAGCAGGAGUCCCAAGACCAUGAAAAAGCUGCUGCCAAAACGCAAGCCUGAGCGCAAGCCUUCAGACGAGGAGUUCGCUGUGCGCAAGAGCACAGCCGCUCUGGAGGAAGACGCUCAGAUCCUGAAGGUUAUUGAAGCUUACUGCACAAGUGCAAAGACGAGGCAGACCCUGAACUCAACAUGGCAAGGCACUGACCUGAUGCAUAAUCACGUCUUGGCUGAUGACGACCAAUCAAGUCUAGACUCCUUGGGUCGUCGCAGUAGCCUUUCUCGUUUGGAGCCCUCAGACCUCUCGGAAGACUCUGAGUAUGACAGUCUAUGGACAGCCCAUAGUUACAGAAUGGGUUCUGCAUCCCGUUCACGCAAAGAGUCUGCUCCACAAGUGUUGCUUCCAGAAGAGGAGAAAAUUAUAGUCGAAGAAACCAAAAGCAACGGGCAGACAGUGAUAGAGGAAAAGAGCCUCGUGGAUACGGUGUACGCACUAAAGGAUGAAGUCCAAGAGUUACGACAGGAUAACAAGAAGAUGAAGAAAUCCUUAGAGGAGGAACAGAGGGCCCGCAAGGACCUAGAGAAGCUGGUGAGGAAGGUUCUAAAGAACAUGAACGACCCUGCUUGGGAUGAGACCAAUCUAUAGGCUGACUUCAUUCUCAUAGGCUGAAGACCAGCAGCUCCUGGACAAGGCUGGGGCCCUUGGUCCCCAGCACAGUGACAUUCAGGACUAAGGAGGUGGUCUUCAAAAGGCGAGCAGCAGUGAUGAGCUGUUGCUGAAGUAGCUACAUGUGAGUUCUAGACACCGAGGCCUGGGCCGAGUGAGCACCUCGCAGUACACCUCUCCCUGCAGUGACUGACCAGAGUCCUCGGCUUUGGGACUUGAGUUGAAUCUAUAAAUAGCUUUCCUGUGUACUCCUUGUAAAUACUGAGAUCUGAAUGAACAUGUACCUGAGAGGUGA
Rattus rattus (black rat) is the source of this 2955-nucleotide messenger RNA. RefSeq names its product Rho guanine nucleotide exchange factor 7 (gene Arhgef7). The coding region runs from base 51 to 2639 and encodes 862 amino acids. The transcript is spliced from 22 exons. Gene Ontology annotation, molecular function: protein binding; guanyl-nucleotide exchange factor activity. Gene Ontology annotation, biological process: intracellular signal transduction. NCBI's taxonomy places the organism in Eukaryota, Metazoa, Chordata, Mammalia, Rodentia, Muridae. The record is from RefSeq and is a predicted model, not a curated record.